AUGGAACCCCGACCAAGAGCUUCUCUGGCCAAACUUGAUACCGAGAUGGCACCUUUACAAGGCCUCUCGCCAUUUCGCCUGACUCACUGCAUGAACGAAGGCCAGAUGACACCACCAGCUUCUCCGUCUCUGCCUCAAGCCCGUCAUGGGCCGAAAUUGCAACUAUCCAAUCUCUUCCGACGGUCCAAAUCUAUCAUAUCAAAACCUGUGGGAUAUCAUGACCGACCACGAACCACGACAAUCCGUCCAUCUGUGGUGGAGAUGAAGGCUCCUUUCCCACUUCUUCUUCCCGAUUGUCCUUCCGUCACGGAAACUAGCCCUUCCAUCCCGAACGCAUCUCCUGGAUUACGAAGAACUUCGACGAGUUACUACGACCUACGGGCGUUUGCUCAACGACAAGCGAAUUCCCGUCCUGGGACACCCCUUCUUCCGAGCCCGAUCUCACGUGGACCCGACGAACCAAGUCGAAGAUAUUUCAACCUCCACAACCAUUGCAAAUGGCGUGAUUCGUUGGCAGACACAGACUCCAUCAACAGUGAAGAAAUACUGACAUACUAUUGUGACGACAUUCCAACUCACAAGCAACCAACCAGCGGGUAUCGAAGAGACUCAUGGGCUUCAGAUGACACUCAGAUUGAUGAUGAAGAGCAGAGCACCGCGUCUGAAUCGAUACCUGUCACACCAUCUGGGCAGGAAUACUGCGAAACAAUCUGCUCUGAUGAGUCCGGCUGGUUGGCCAAUACCACUUCUCACCAGGAGAGGAUGCGAAGGUUCAAGACUAGAUUGUACCAGGUAGUUCAACAACCUUGGACGAGCACUUUCAAGGGUGCGGGAGAAGACGAAGUGAUGAUAGCAACCGUUCUCGUCGGCCCGGGGAAGCCCAAACUUGUCCAAAUCCAAAGACCUCCUUCAAGUCAAGCAUCUCAAGAAGCAGAGAUUUCCCAAGUGGUCUACGAGGAUAUGAACAAUGGAGAGCUUGUACUUGAACAGACCAUGCCGAGCGACAUUCGUCCAAGUACACCCAUCCAAAGACCAUUGGAGAUCUCAGCAUUCAGUCCCUACGACACUCCGGGACAAGAGGACACAUCGAACCAGCAUAUCAGUAUUGACUCCUGUAUAUCCACGGCGGCGUAUGCUGGAUCUCAUGUCGAAGAUAAUUGCGGUAAAAUCUCUCCAUCUUCGGAGAAUCUUGUGCCUGCACCCUUAAGUUUUCCUUCACGAACACGGACCAGUCGUUCAGAUAGCAGUAUCUUCAGCAGUACUCUGCAACGCUUACAAGAGCUUGUAGACCCGUUCGGUGCUUCCUCGGCAUCAAUAUCUACAUCAGAAGAUUCGACGCGCAGCAGAAGGAGAUUGAAAAGGUCGAAUAGUAGUAGAGGCCACAGCCAGGUUCAGAAGCACCAGAUUCAGAAUCAUCACCGCGACUCACAAUCAUGGCCGAUUGAUGAUUUCCCCCGCCCAAACAAACAGUCUCAUCUCCACCGUCAAAACCAGCAAGACUUACACUCCCAUCGCCUCCUGAAUUCGUCAUUAGAUAUCUCACCAACUCACCGUCCCGCAACACUCACACGCCUUCGCAAACUCCAUCGCCUCAAUCGCGUGCUCACCGCCGUCACCCAAGCUAUUGAUCACUUCCCAUCGACUCCCCUCAAUCUCUCUUCACCGACGGUCUUGGAACUUCGACCCUCGAAUGUACCAGCCCAGAAGUAUGUGGACGCCCUGAAGAGGAUAUUUCCAAGUACGUCGACUACUCUGCUUGAGAGCCUGGCUGCAUGGAUACUCAUCGAUCUGUUCUUUGAAGGUGUGCGAGGAGGAUCACCAAGCUCCGAGGCACCCAACAUAAGAUCGAGGCUGAAUUCUGGCUUGAGCUUCCGUUCUACGACCCUCUCCAGCUCAAGAUCAUUCUUCAGUGGGUGUGAAUUGCACCCGCACUCCAACAUGCCGAUAAACCACUAUCACUGCCGCCGCGAAAGCAAUCCAUCUGGCACUGUGAGAAGCAACAACAACACAUCAAUCCCCAACAAAGCACAGCGAAUGCUUGGCAUAAACACGCCGGACGUGACCUCGCUGCGUCUUUCGGAACACGCGCUACAGAAACGCGCCGAAUCCGUCUCCGUCAGCGUCGCUGUCGUGGGCCAGCGCCUUGUCGAGGCCGUGCGUGGCUCCGCGGGCUGGGAUGAGGAUGUUUGGCGCGCGCUGAGGGUCUUGGUUGGUGUGAUUGGUGCGGGCGGUGCUGUGGCUGGUUGUGGGAGUGAGAUGUUGCGUGGGAGCCGGACUAGAAGGGGUCUUGGUGCUCCAUGUCUGGAUGAGUUGGGUGCCGAUGGUCACGACCAUGAUGCUUAUUCAGGCCGGGAGACGCGGGUGCGACGGAUGAGUGCGAACAUGGAGGAGCAUGAGCAUGCCGAGGUGAUGUAUCAUGAAGUGGCUUUGGAUACAGAAUACACUGGUGAAGGUGGUACUCGCACCUCUUCCACUGCUAUUGAGAAGAUCGACAUGGAAGUCGGUACGCAGAGGGUUGAGGCCGGGGGCAUAUUAGCACGUGAACAGAGGCUUAGUCCUGCAAAUGGUCAAGGUCAUGGUCAAAGGGACAGCGACCUUUGUGUGGGUGGGCUCAAUUGGUUAUGA
Molecule: messenger RNA, 2625 nt
Organism: Exophiala bonariae
Lineage: Eukaryota; Fungi; Ascomycota; Eurotiomycetes; Chaetothyriales; Herpotrichiellaceae
Exons: 2
Coding region: 1-2625 (874 amino acids)
Source: RefSeq, a predicted model, not a curated record